UAGCAUCCACUCUGCCUGUAGCUGCGUUAGCUCUGUCAUUAAGUUAACCUUGUUGACCAGCGCAUUUAUAAGCUGCUGGAUGCACAAAACAGUGGAGAGCUGUUAUUUUACUCUUAUACUGGCGAGUAGAGCAGCAAGUGAACUGAGCAGCCUUUCGGGUGGAGGAUACCGGUGGAGAUGUGUAAUAAGCUGCACUGGACAGCAAGGACCUACCUGGCUGCCAGUCCAUCGACUGACAGCUGUCACCUCGCUGCUUAGCUAGCUAGCUAGGUGAGCUAACGGCUAACAAGUGUUAAUUCGGGCUCGUAGCCCGGCUAGUUCAGCCAGCCAGUGCGGGUCUCGGUUUAGAGAGGAAAGCGGCGACUUCUCAGCAGUAUUUGACUCCGCCUGCUGUUCAAACCAUGAGUUAGCCGAGCAGCGUCGGGCAGCAGUGUUUGUAAUAUUUUGAGGUCCAGCUAGUUUAGCUAGCUUUUAGCUUGAAGCUAGCUAGCUCAGUCAGUUAUUGAAAAACUGCUGAAGCGUUAACACCUCAGCGAGCAGUGGCUGAUUGUAUCCGACCACGACCGCUGUUACGACACGGAUACAUUGUGGACUUGGCUGAUAACAUCUGGGGGAAAUGAAGAAAUUUUUUGACUCUCGUCGGGAGUUCGUGGGCUCCGGGCCUGGUUCUGGAGCCGGUGGAGGAGGCGCUGGUUCUGGCGGCGGUGGCAGCUUCAUCGGACGGGUCUUCAGCAUCGGACGAUAUCAAGUGACAGUCGAGGAAAUCGUCGCCGAAGGAGGUUUUGCCAUAGUUUUUUUGGUGCGGACUCAUCAAGGUCUACGAUGUGCACUAAAAAGAAUGUAUGUCAACAAUGAAUAUGAUCUGCAGAUCUGCAAACUUGAGAUACAGAUCAUGAGGGACCUAGUGGGCAACAAAAACAUAGUUGGUUUCCUGGACUCCAGCAUAGCUGCCGUUGGAGCGGGUGAUGUGUGGGAAGUGCUGAUCUUAAUGGACUUUUGUCGAGGUGGGCAGGUGGUGAACCUAAUGAACCAGCGGUUACAGACAGGCUUCACUGAAGCCGAGGUGUCGCAGAUCUUUUGUGACACAUGCGAAGCUCUCGCUCGUCUCCACCAGUGCAAGACUCCAAUCAUACAUCGAGAUCUGAAGGUUGAAAAUAUCCUGCUACAUGACCGGGGACACUAUGUCCUCUGUGAUUUUGGAAGCGCCACGAACCGCUUCCAAAACCCUCAGACAGAGGGGGUGGCAGUCGUAGAGGAGGAAAUUAAAAAAUACACAACUCUGUCAUACCGUGCUCCAGAAAUGGUCAACCUCUAUGGUGGAAAAGUCAUUACAACAAAGGCAGACAUUUGGGCAAUGGGCUGUCUGCUCUAUAAGCUGUGCUACUUCACGCUUCCUUUUGGCGAGAGCCAAGUGGCGAUCUGUGAUGGCAGCUUCACUAUCCCAGACAAUUCGCGCUACUCCCAGGAAAUGCACUGUCUCAUUAGAUACAUGCUGGAACCUGACCCAGAUAAGAGACCAGACAUCUACCAAGUAUCCUACUUUGCCUUUAAACUGGCUCGAAGAGAAUGUCCAGUCCCAAAUGUAAAUAAUUCUCCCAUUCCUGCAAAACUUCCUGAGCCUAUCAGAGCCAGUGAAGCAGUGGCCAAAAAGAGUCAAACCAAAGCCAGGCUCACAGACCCAAUUCCUACCACAGAAACCUCAAUUGCACCAAGACAACGGCCCAAAGCUGGCCAGGCUCAGCCACAGCCGAUAUCAGGCAUUCUUCCCAUCCAGCCAGCUCUCACACCACGCAAGAGGCCCAGUGCGACAACCGGAGCACCCCAGGGCAUAGGCGUUGGUAUUGGUGUCCCACCUCCAGCUGCUGUCCAGCCUGCUCAACAGGCUUCUGCUGCACAAGCUGCAGCACAGCCAGCACAGACAGCCAACAUGCAGCCACAGGCUACACCUCAGCAUCAGCAGCUCCUCAUGAAGCAGCAGCAAGCCUCACCCUUCUUAAGCCCACAGAGCAACCAGCAGCAUCAGCUGGUACAGAACAUCCACCAACUGCAGCCACAACAAACACCGUCUCAAGCAUCUGCUCUGCUGCAGUCCAAAGCUAAACCUGUUCCUCCAGUUGUUACCCUGCAGCAUCAGCAGCAUGUAGCAGCUCCGCAUCUCACUCCCAUCCCUGAGUCUGCAGUCAUUCGCUCUGCAGUCGACCCAGAGACGGUUGGCAGAGGGAUGCACAAAGUUGGAUCCUUGACCCCUCCUUCAUCGCCAAAGAUGGCUCCUAAGAGCGGCCACAGACGCAUCCUAAGCGAUGUCACCCACAGUGCCCUGUUUGGGGUCCCAGUAAGCAAGUCCACCCAGCUACUUCAGGCAGCCGCAGCUGAGGCCAGCCUCAACAAGUCAAAAUCAGCCAGCACUACUCCUUCUGGCUCCCCCUGCUCAUCCCAGCAGAGUGUUUAUCAUCCAGGUGAUGCUGAUGCUCCGUCAGCACUUACUGCAACCAGUGCUCAGCCCAGCUGGAACCCCUUCGGAGACGAUAACUUCUCAAAACUAACAGCAGAGGAGCUGCUCAACAAAGAUUUUGCCAAGCUAGCGGAGACUGCUUCGACAGGCGAGAAGGUGACAGACUCCAGUGAAAAUCUCAUUCCAGGCCUCAAUGCUUUCCCAGCUGAAAGAUCUGCAGACAGCACAAGUGCAGGUUCAGGAUUGCCGACUGUCCCGGACUCCUUUAAUACCCUCUCACUCUCUGACACCACAGAGAAGCUGAUUGAGGGACUGAAGUCCCCUGAACCUUCUGUGCUGCUUCCUGACCUCUUAACCCUGGCUGACCCCUUCAGUACUUCUGCAGUGAGCUCCACCAAUGCAAAGGCUGAAGUGUGUGUGGAUUCACUGAUCCCUGGUUUGGAAGCUCCCCAGGCUCAGCGACAUUCAGUCCAGCCAGAGCUCAUCCCUGCCAUCAUGCCAGACUCUCUCACUGGGGAGGACUCUCUGCUGGGUUGCGAUCUGUUAUCUCAUACUUCUCAUGGAAACCAGUCUGUUUCUACUCCUCCUGGCUCCGGCUCUGGAUCCUGUCUGGAGGAGCUGCCACCUGGUCAGAAAGCUUCUGACUCUGCUUUCCUCAUGUCGUGUGGGGAGAAGGGCAAUGACGACGAGUUUGACCCUAUUCCCGUGCUCAUCUCCAAAAACUCAAAUCAAGAUGUGCAAGGGGAGAGUAAUGGCUACUCUGUGCUUGAGGAGGGACAAGAGACUGAAGUUCCAGAAGGAAAUCCUCAGAAAAACGAGGACUGUGUGCACUCCAGCGACGAAGACGAGGAGAAAGAAGGCCAUAAGGAAGAGCAGCAGGAUGAGGGAGCCGUUGAGAGUGACGUAGCUGCCCAUGACUGCAGUGGCUCCAGACCUUUGCUGAUGGACUCUGAUGAAGAAGAGGAACAUGGAUCUCAGUUAGCUCUCCAGUCGUCACUGCUCUCCAGCACAGUUCCAACACAACCAUCAUCUACCUUCCAUCAGCCUGCUUCAAGCACCUUCGCUCAGAAUCAUUCCUCGCAUGUGCACGACCUGGAAAAGGGGAUGGAUGUCGCUGCAGACGUCUUCUCCAAAGCCCCCUUUCGGAUCGCACAAGAAGACGCAGGCGAUGUGUUUGCCAACGCUCCGUUUCCACGUGCCCACCUCGUAGCACAGCAACAGCUCGAUGUAUUCUCUCAGGCUCCGUUUGGAAAAAGAAAGGAGGCUGCAGGAGUGCAACCGAAGACCUCAUACCCCCAUGCAGCUGGUGUUCAUGCUGUAGCCUCUGAUCAAGCUGUGUUGGGACAAGUUGCCCAACAACCAUUCCGCCCUCAAGCUCUGGCCAAAUAUUCCCGACACUUUGAGGGACCCGUGCCCCAGCAGCCGGUAGCAGCUCACAGAGUGGUGUCUAACGUGAGCAGGCAAGCCGCUGUGGCAUCAGUCCCCGUUGGGCCUCUUCACUCAUGGACCUCAGAAGUGGGCACUGUGGAUCCCUUCGUCUCGGCACCCUUUCACCUCAAGGCCCCACAAGAAAAGCCCUGAAAGCACACUCAAGAGGUCGGGGCAGUGGGGAUCAACGCCACUGAAUUAUGCAAACUGUAACAGGCGUACUGCAUGCUGUCACCAGCGCUGCAGCUGGACUGCAGGCCCGCAUGGAUCUCCUUCUUAACUGGCUCCAAUUAGAUCUGAUAGUGCAAGAUCAUCUUUACUAAACUGACAUCAUUCCCACACUCCUCGUCACUUUUUAUUUUUCUGGCGAUAUCCUUCCAAGUUUUGAUUUGUCCUUAAACCUUCUAGUAUACAUCUACACAAAGACACUAUGGUGGUCAAGCAUUUGAUUGUUUCCUUGCCUACCUCAGUUACCUUUUGUGUCGGCGCUGAAACACCUCACAGUGAGGGAGUUCAUAGAUUGUCUGCAGCUUUGGAAGUUUUACUUCCUGUACAUUUGAGCUCAACUGUGAAACUAUGAUCUGAAAACGCCUCAUUCCUCCAUUGUAUUAGUUCUCAGAAAGGACAAAUUUAGCUUGAAUCAUUCGAUUAUAACUUCACAGAAGCUUGAAGGAGGCAAAGACACUGUAGCACUAAUGUUGAGUAAAACAGUCGUAUGUGAUCACGUCAGAGAAGAAGUGUGUAAACCGCCUUACAGUAACACCCUCAGAGUCAACAGUUUUGGGCCUUUUGGUCUAAGACGCAGAUGCUGGAUAAUGUUGCAUAGACAUUUCAAGGGUAACGUUUGUGAAAUGUAUGGGGUUUUUUUCUUUCGAUCCAAAUUGUUUGCAUAUUUGUUAUGUGUAUUAUGUUUGUCGUCGCUGUCAUGUCUCAUGAAAAUGAAAUAUCAAUGUUUGUUCCAUGUAAUGUACGAACCUUAUAUACGUUAGGCGUAGAAAAUUCCUUAUAGUAGCUCCUAUGUUACGCAAAUGUACAAUAUUCACUUGUUUUUACCUCCUUACUGUACAAGCUGAAAUCUCAGAAGCCUUACACUCUUCCAGUACUCCCUCCUACCACAUCAAACAGCAUAUAUCACUUUUGCCUUUUGUGCCCUCCUGAAGAAAACUGCUGCAUUUACAUCAUUUAAUUGCACUCGCAUUCAGCACCACACUUGUGCUGUCUGCAGUACUCAUGCAAGACUUUCAUUCAGCACCGUAAUGCAUCUCUAUUGUAGACUCCUCUAUGAAAUCCAAAUGUGUACCAGCUGUGACACCCACAGUUAUGAAUAACUGAAACUAGACUGCAACUUUAAAAACGCUUUCCUGCAGUCACACAUAUAUCUACAGCACUUAUGCUUAGCAGUUCCAGUCAGGGAUUGUAAUAAUAGUCGUGUAAGUGAGAUCUUGAAUGGUGUCUGAUUGAGGACAUUCCUUUUGAAUUCAUUUCCAUCGCCAUUUGGGAAUGUUUUAUUGUCUUUGUACUUUGUGAGAAUCAUGGAACAUAUUUUGGUUCCCAUCACGGCACUUUUAAGAAAGGGGAUCCAAACCUGUUUCAACCCAAAGUUUAAAUUAUGUGUUCCUCUGUUGCAAUGUCAAAUCUUGUGUUCUUUUCUUUUUGAAGUGUACAAUCUUAAUUUUUUUCUUUCUUUUUUUUUUUAUAUAUAAAUGUUCACUUUUCGCACCCAAGUUGUAUACAUGAAGAUUGCACAGUCACUGACACAGAGUCAGGGUUCUCAAAGAAUGUUUUUUUGUCUGUAACACAGCUGUACAAUUAUUUUUGACCGGUGUUGUAUAGGAAACCUUUGGAGGAACAGCAGAUGACACUGUUGGACAUGAAAGCACUCACAAUACUUGUUAUGCUGCACAGCCUGCCUUUGAAAACUAUGUUGUAAGUCAUGGAAAAAAAAACAUUAAAUGAAUGUAAAUCAAA
This is a messenger RNA of Acanthochromis polyacanthus (spiny chromis), 5848 nucleotides long. RefSeq names its product AP2-associated protein kinase 1-like. The record is from RefSeq and is a predicted model, not a curated record. Gene Ontology annotation, molecular function: ATP binding; protein kinase activity. Lineage: Eukaryota; Metazoa; Chordata; Actinopteri; Pomacentridae. The transcript has 21 exons. Bases 617 to 4033 code for a protein of 1138 amino acids. Gene Ontology annotation, biological process: protein phosphorylation.